AUGACCGAAACAAGCCCCAUCUACAACCUCAUAGCCGCCAUGGACGCCGAAGACGACGCCACCGCCCACAACACCACCGCCGCCCCGGAUGACGACGACGCCACAACCGACUACGGCGCCCGCGCCGUCCGCAGCGCCGCCAUCCCAGCAAACGAGGCCGGCGAAAACCGCCUCGUGGACCAUGUCUCCGUCCAGGUCUCCGCGCCGAGAGAGGAUCCAAUGGUGUCGCGUCGCCGGCGGCAGGAGAUGUCGACGGCCGGGGGCGGGUAUCAGUUGCGGGAGGUGGAGGAGCGGGCGGAUGGGUCGAGGCGCGUGCAUCGCGAGUACGAGGAUCCGGCCACGGGGGUGACUUAUGUGCGGGAUUUGGAUGGGUGA
This is a messenger RNA of Aspergillus fijiensis CBS 313.89, 375 nucleotides long. RefSeq lists its product as uncharacterized. Lineage: Eukaryota; Fungi; Ascomycota; Eurotiomycetes; Eurotiales; Aspergillaceae. The coding region runs from base 1 to 375 and encodes 124 amino acids. The transcript has a single exon. The record is from RefSeq and is a predicted model, not a curated record.